Molecule: messenger RNA, 1726 nt
Organism: Rhipicephalus microplus (southern cattle tick)
Lineage: Eukaryota; Metazoa; Arthropoda; Arachnida; Ixodida; Ixodidae
Gene: Kr-h2
Product: transmembrane protein 33-containing Krueppel homolog 2
Biological process (GO): membrane organization; endoplasmic reticulum tubular network organization
Cellular component (GO): endoplasmic reticulum; membrane
Source: RefSeq, a predicted model, not a curated record
UCUGGCUACACUGAAUCGAAUUUCCAGCAUUUUCAGCUGUGUUCUCUGCAAGCUGCAGGAGGAUAUUUGUGAUAAAGCGAGUGAAUUCUCCCCUCCAGCUCAGAAAUGUGUGGCCCUCUCUGAAACGCCGAGUUUCCAGAAAGUUGUGUUCUUGAGUGCACUUAACCGCUGCAGGUUCGUACGGGAAAUCGAAUCUUGCGGACCAGCGUCCACUCUCCAGACCUACUUACCUGCGGCAAAAUGGGCGACGAAAACAGGGAAGGUCCGACCUCCGCUACACCACGCGGGUUUUCAGAAGUCAUUAACCACAUGUCCAUCCACAAGAUCGAAAGCUUGCUGUGGUUCACCCGCAUGUGUUCGGUGGUGUUCACAAUCCUCUACAUCAUUCCACUGCUCGAUGCUAACUCCUACACCUGCUACCAGCGAGCUUUGAUAAGCAGUGCUGCCACGAGUGCGCUUCGGUUACACCAGCGCAUGCCGAGCAUUCAGCUCUCUCGAAUGUUCUUGAGCCAACUCCUGAUCGAGGACAGCUGCCACUACCUUUUCUACUCCCUCAUCUUCUUGUUCGCCCAGCCCAUGACGUUGGUGCUGCUGCCUGUGUUUCUCUUCUCUCUGCUUCACUCUGCAAGCUUUUCACUGACCUUGCUGGACAAGAUGGGUGGCCGUUCUGGUCUUCUUGGCACCUGGCUGGUAAAUCUGCUGGACCACCAAGGCAGGAACAUCCUUCGCCUUGUGGCAUUCACUGAAAUCUUCCUCAUGCCACUCACAGUGUUCAGUGUUCUGUCUGGACGGAGCAGCUUGCUGACUCCCUUUGUCUACUACCGCUUCGUUAGCCUGCGUUACGCUUCUCGUCGCAAUCCCUACACAAGGACCGUGUUUCACGAGUUGCGCCUGGUGACAGAGCACUACGCGUCGAGGCCCGGCUGCCCGAUGUUGCUGAGGAACCUGCUGUUCAAGACCAUAACUGUGCUUUCCCAGCUGGCACCUCCCGUCCCCCAGUGAAAGGAAGGCUGUCAGUCUGACUGGUGCCACCACCACUUUUGGACCACCAAAUGGACAAGGUCGUGGCCUUAAAGAAGGCCAUAGCCCUGUGCAAACAAGAGAACUGUGUGUGUGCAGUCUGGGAAGAGGGGGGCGUCAUUGUAACUUUUCGUGGGUCUCUUUCCACCGUCUCUUUAUUUGGUCUUGUGCACGCCGUAUUCUUCAGCAGAGCUGCGGGAAGAGAAUUCAAAAAAGUUAAAAUCGGCGGCGUUAACUUCUCUGCCACACUUGUGCAUGCAAGUCACGGUUGUGCGUGGUGGGAUGAGUUUUUUUUUUUUUCUUCGAAGGCACGGGCGGCCUCAAGUCUGUUUGUCAAGUGUUUUUUUUUUUCCCCCUCAUGUGUGUUUAUAUUAUUUCCUUGUUGCAAAAUAUAACUCGUAAUCCCAGUAGGUGUGAUUCCCACAUGCCACAUUUCUUGUGAUGAAAAAAGGAAUUAAGAUAGCUGACAACGCUAUGUGUUGAAAUGUUAUUAGAAGGCAAUGGUGUGUCGAGACUAAUAGGUGCAGCUAGUCGAGCCGAGGCGUGAAGUUGUUGCAAGCUGUCAAACAAGCGUUAGUGAACGAAAGGAGGGCACUAAAGAUGCUCACUGCUGCCAUCUUUUAAGGCCCCUGAGAUAUGUAUUUAAGUGUGCAGGCAUUGUUGACUUCAUCGAGCACUUUCACCAAUAAACAAGCGUGCAACUGCC